This is a messenger RNA of Ipomoea nil (Japanese morning glory), 387 nucleotides long. RefSeq lists its product as uncharacterized. NCBI's taxonomy places the organism in Eukaryota, Viridiplantae, Streptophyta, Magnoliopsida, Solanales, Convolvulaceae. The transcript has a single exon. Bases 1 to 387 code for a protein of 128 amino acids. The record is from RefSeq and is a predicted model, not a curated record.
AUGGGGGAUUUUAAUGACAUCCGCAACUCAACUGAGAAGAUUGGUACUCAUCCGCAUCCUCAGUGGCUCAUCAGAGGAUUCAAUGAUGGCAUUGAAAGCAGCGGCCUUAGGGACUUUGAUUUUGACGGGUGCCAAUUUACAUGGGAGAAAUCUAGGGGCACUCCAAAUUGGAUCUGGGAAAAACUCGACAGAGUCUUAGUUAAUGAUGCGUGGGCGGAGAGGUUUGGGAACGCCACUGCAAGGUCUCUUACUGUUCCUACUAGCGAUCAUCUUCCUCUGUUUCUAAACACCAUACCUACUGUCCGCCAACAUAGAAGGAGAAAAUUCAAGUUCGAGAAUGCUUGGCUCAAGGAAAAUCAUUACAGGGAAAUUGUUUUAAAUUGCUAG